AUGACGUCAGUAGCCGGAGUUCCGCGUGUUCGGAUGUGUUGUUAGUAUCAUACGUGGCUGUGGAAUACGAUGGAAAGGCGAGCAGUUUCAUCGAUUAUAUUUGACUUCGACAACACGCUGGUCGAUACAGCCGGUGCAGGACGAAUUGCCAUUCAGAAGGUGUGUGAGCUGCUGAAGUCAAUGCAUGUGCCGGAGAGCCACAUCAAAGACAUCUGUGAUCACUUUUUACGAAAGCUUCUCCACGAAUCAUUUGACCCAUCAGAAGGAAAAACAAUAGAUGAUGUGAGGAUCCAUCACUGGUAUGAAGCCCUUCAGGAGACGCAGGGCACAGAUCCUGAUCCGGCUCUGGCCAGCAGCUGCUACUACACAUGGAAGAACACAAGGUUACAGGUGCUGACUCUUACUCCUGAGGUUCGAUCUCUCCUGGAGGAACUGCAGAAGAACUACAAACUACUUCUGAUUACCAACGGCGAUACUCAGACGCAGUGGGAGAAGAUCGAAGCAGUGGGAUGUAAGGGUCUCUUUAGUUUGGUGGUAGUCGGAGGAGAUCAUCCUGAGGAGAAACCGGCACGCUCCAUCUUCACUCACUGCUUUGAGUCUGCAGGAGUCCAGCCACAGGACUGCGUCAUGGUGGGAGAUUCUCUCAGUACCGAUAUCCAGGGAGGCAUUGAUGCAGGGGUACGGGCCACUGUGUGGAUAAACAGUGACCGUAAAUCUCUCCCACAGGGCUCUGUGACUCCAGACUACACUCUACCUAGUGUACUAAAUCUGAAUGACAUUUUACUUGAAUUGAGAUGAUAUAUACAUAUGUGAACCUAAAGAUGCAACAAGGGUUUUUUUUUUUUUUCAAUUUGUAAAGAAAA
Messenger RNA from Carassius auratus (goldfish), 863 nucleotides. Its product is annotated as N-acylneuraminate-9-phosphatase-like. NCBI's taxonomy places the organism in Eukaryota, Metazoa, Chordata, Actinopteri, Cypriniformes, Cyprinidae. The coding region runs from base 70 to 798 and encodes 242 amino acids. The record is from RefSeq and is a predicted model, not a curated record. Gene Ontology annotation, molecular function: N-acylneuraminate-9-phosphatase activity. Gene Ontology annotation, biological process: dephosphorylation; N-acetylneuraminate biosynthetic process. The transcript has 2 exons.